Molecule: messenger RNA, 944 nt
Organism: Salvia miltiorrhiza (redroot sage)
Lineage: Eukaryota; Viridiplantae; Streptophyta; Magnoliopsida; Lamiales; Lamiaceae
Product: NAC domain-containing protein 83-like
Exons: 3
Coding region: 105-794 (229 amino acids)
Biological process (GO): regulation of DNA-templated transcription
Molecular function (GO): DNA binding
Source: RefSeq, a predicted model, not a curated record
AGAGGGGAAAAAGUGAGGGAAGCGCAUAAAUCUUUUUCUUAAACAGACUGCGUAAAAAGAAAAAGUAAGCAGUAGGAGCUAUAUAUAAAAGGCCUGCAAUCUGCAUGGCAAUGCAAGUCAACUACCACAAUAUGAACAAAUUCAACUUCAUCAGAGAUGGAGCCAGCAAGCUUCCUCCUGGUUUCCGAUUCCAACCCACUGAUCAAGAGAUCGUCUUCCAGUACUUGGCCCGUAAGAUCUUCUCCUCUCCUCUCCCCGCCUCCGUCAUCCCUGAACUCGACGUCUUCGCUUUCCACCCCUCCAACUUACCAGGUGAUUCGGAGAGGGAUAGGUAUUUCUUUGGCAGCAGGGAGGUGAAUCAUGGCAAUGUGGGCAGAGGCAGCGGAGGUUUCUGGAAAGUGACCGGUUCGGACAAACGGAUCGUUUGUUCGAAAAGGAUGCCUAUAGUUGGGAUCAGGAGGACCCUAGUGUUCUACCAGGGGAAGCAUCCGCGUGCUGUCCGAACCGACUGGUUCGUGCACGUCUACUGCAUUGCCCUCUCACAGAAUAACAGACUGUCUCAGGGUGGCUUGAAUCAAAUAGGGAAAUGGGUUUUGUGCCAUGUGUUUUCCAAGAAAAGGGGUUUGAAAGAUGAAGUGUGUAGGCAGCAGAGAUACGAUCGUUUUGCGACACCAGAGAUGAGUGAUGUGGAUUCAUGUUCGUCCUCUUCGUCGUCGUCUGCAUCUGAUUCAAGUGUUCUUAGUGAGGUCUCUUCAACUUCUGCUGAUGACUGUGCGGCCAGCGCCCGUCCUUGAUGUUUAAUGUACUCAUUAGAAUUUAUUUAUAUUCGUUGUAUGCAUCAAAAUAAAUAGAUUUGCUCAAGCUAUAUGGUUGUACUGAUUCGAUUUGUGCUCAAAUUAGUGAGACAACGAGCAAGAAAAAUAAAAAGGAUUGAUUUCUGGCAA